Molecule: messenger RNA, 4814 nt
Organism: Frieseomelitta varia
Lineage: Eukaryota; Metazoa; Arthropoda; Insecta; Hymenoptera; Apidae
Product: adenosine receptor A2b-like
Exons: 4
Coding region: 2532-4049 (505 amino acids)
Biological process (GO): adenylate cyclase-activating G protein-coupled receptor signaling pathway; G protein-coupled adenosine receptor signaling pathway
Cellular component (GO): membrane
Molecular function (GO): G protein-coupled adenosine receptor activity
Source: RefSeq, a predicted model, not a curated record
UGAGAAGUCGGACGUGUUCCCUGGACGCGUGUUCUAUUCACGCUUAAUUUUCGAUUUAACCCGACAGUUUUAAAAAGACCGUGACAGCUCGCAUUGAUUGCUGACCAAUUAGUGGAUUGUUCGAAAAAAAAAAAAAAAAAGAAAAAAGGCGCGCGGUGUCAUUGAUUGACGUUGAUUGGUUAAAUGAAGAUCCGUGUCGCUCUGAUUGGUUGCCGAACGAAUUCGAAUCGAUUUUUCCGUCGAGCAUUCGAUUAAUUGAAAUUGAAAAUUAAAUAAAUUUAAACUUGAAAUUGGAUACGUAGUCACUUGACACCCUUUCGCGAAAAUAAGGCAAAAAUAUUAUGCUCGAAAUUUUGAAAAAAAUUUGUGAAAAGAAAAUUUUAGAUAAUGAUGAUGGGCAAGUGUCACGCUAAGUCUCUAUAAAUAAAGGUGUACGUAAAAGCUGAGACUAGUGUGUAGGUGUACAUGAUAUUAAAAUACGAUUGCUACUAUUUAUGACGACUUUUAUUGCUUUUAAUUCUAUUCUAGACAUACUAAGCUGUAUCUCAAUUUUUCAACAUCAUCCUCAGAUGUUGUUCCAAAAUAGUUGAUCCACAAAUUUUGGACGGAGCUUGAGGAUCAGAAUGAAAAUACGAAGAUAUCGAUACGAUUUAGAGAUCGUUUCAGUAUUUUAAAAUAAAUAUCUAGGAAAUUUUUCCAUCCAGUUUAGUCGAAAUUAAAAAUGUCUGAAAUUGUGUCGCGAUCGAAGUGAUCAAUGUUGUUCCUUUCCUCGUUAAUGUUUAACUUUCCCAAAGGGAAAGACCGCCGUCACAUCGCAGUGAAAUUAAAAGUUUAAUCUAUUUUUCUUGUCGAAGGCGAGCAGCUUUUUAAUUGCGUCACCGUCAGAGGCAAUAAAGGACAGUUCGCGGUACUGCGUCAAGUCAAAUGUUUAAAAAAAAUGAAGAAGUUUCUUCGCGAAAGGGCUGUAUGUAAUGCUUAUUUGAAAACUUAUGCAUACUGAAUGAAACUGCUGUGAAAACUCAAGGCAGAACAAAGGUAAAAAUUAAGCGGGAAAUCAAACGGCUGGUAAAAGUAAAAUUUUUAAAUAAACAUAAAGGAAAAAUUAAAGAGAGAUUAAAUCGUUAUAAGGAAAAAGAAGAAAUAAAGCAGAAUUUAAUAGAAACGAUAUCUAAUUCGAUAAUCUAUUAAAGAAAAAAGUUAAAAAGAACUUAAUCGAUUAAACUCUACGAGCCACCGUGUUCGUCCUUUUCGCGUGAUUUCGGUCGAAAUGAGAAAAGAAUUGGUCGAGUUUUGCAAAGAAGAAUGAGGGUAAUUGAAAAGCCAAUAAAAAGGAGCCUUUCUAAUUGCUCAAUACCGAAGUUUGAAAAAACAGUUUUUAAACUUACGGUAAAAACUCGUGUAUGAGUCCAAUAAAGAGGUAAUCAAAAGCACGCGUGUUGCCGGAAGUUAGAAUUACCUUCCGAUGAACAUGUGCCGGAAGAUAGUGUCCUGUAAUAAGCUUCGCAAGUGCGACAUCAAGACCUGGCUGGUUUCGGAACGUUCUCUAAAUGAACUUGAUUGCUCACAACCUGUGACUUCCGGUCGUACUGUUUGGACGAUUGAUUAUUUCUUGAGAAGAUGUAAGUCUUCAAAGAUAUCUUAAAUUGCUUGAGAACAUAUAAUUACAAUAUUAUAUAAUAUUCAUUUGUGGUCAUUUUGAAAGAAUUGUCGAUGUAAUGAUAAUUUUUUAUCUAUAAUCUCCAGUCAGAUAUUUUGAGCUAGUCAGAAAUAGCCAAAUUUGGCAUUUUAUGCAAUUAAUUCUUUAUCCUUGAGGAGGAAGUUCUUUAUCUAUGAGCCAUAUAUUCGUUACAUACAUUAGAAAAUUUCGAGUGAAUUAAUACAUACCAUAAAAUACGUACCACACUGCGGAGACAAAGCUCAUUACGUGAAAAGUGGCACAAAUAUCGUUAGUUGUUGCGGCACGUUCGCACAAAUAAAACGACCAUGCUUCCUCUUUCCGGUACGUGUUAACGUCUUUUUCUUAAAAUAAGAUCGAUUGGUUACCAACGAGCGUGACAUGGUCAUUGAAUAAUAUUUAAUAGUAGCUUGGAAAAAUUCUCAGAAUAAAUAAAGGACAGAAAAUGUCGACAACUGAUUUCGUUUUUUCGAUUCGCUGAUAUGUUAUCUGUCAGUUAUUCCUUCUCUAUAUUAAAAGAGCAAGAUCUAUCCAAGAACUAUCACACUCGCAUGAUACACUGAACAUUACAGAUAUUCUGUAUAGAGAAAUUAGAAGAAAUUCAUUAAAAACGCUGAAAAAACAGUUGGUCACGCGACGCCUUGGAUUUUCCAUUUGCUAGCCUCGUUUCUCGUAUAAAUCUGUGGUAAAGAACAAAGGAAUAUUAAUUAUAGUUAUCAACUUGAUAUAUAUUAACAAAAAUAAAAUGAAUUAUAUAAAAAUACCAAAGUAAAAUCUUUGUGAUCUCGACAGCCCCUGUUUCCUUUGAUAAAUGUGCCAGUGUGUUAAUCAUCAGGAUUAAAUCGGCGAAAGGUAGAUGACGAUUGCGUUAAAAAUAUCAGCGUUUAUCGUGAUGGAAUUUCCAUCAAAUGCCAGCGAAUUGGCCGAUAAUUUGACUGUGACAGCGGUAAACGCGUCGACCCAUUCAGAACUUAAUCUACCAUAUACGGUUUGUGAAAUUUUGGUGGCGGUAUGCGCGGUGUUUGGUAAUGGUCUGGUGAUCAUAGUCUUCAGCAAAGAGAGGAAACUUCGUCGGCGAACCAAUUAUUACAUCAUCUCUUUAGCCACGGCUGAUUUGCUGGUCGGAUUAUUCGCCAUACCUUUUGCUAUUUUGGCCAGCAUCGGUUUACCGACGAAUCUACACGCCUGCCUAUUCACCGUCUCCGUGCUGAUCGUCCUCUGCACGAUUAGUAUCUUCUGUCUGGUGGCGGUGUCCGUAGAUCGUUACUGGGCGAUACUUCAUCCCAUGGGAUACUCACGCACCGUGCGCACUAAAACUGCCAUAGGUAUAAUCUGCGUGUGCUGGAUCGCCGGCACACUGGUCGGCUUCCUACCGCUUUUAGGUUGGAACGCGGGCAAGAAAUCUAACGAGAAAUGCAUCUUCACCGAAGUGAUGGAUUACGAUUACUUAGUGUUCCUGUAUUUCGCCACGAUCAUCUUUCCCGCGCUAUUAAUUGCAGCCUUCUACACCCAUAUAUACCGAGUGGUCGUAAAGCAGCUACAACAAAUUGUAACAAUGAAUCCGUGCCGCCGUGCCGGAAACCAGACAUGCAUGCUGCGCUUGCUCGGGGCAGCUAGGAAGCGUGAAGUGAAGGCAACGCAGAAUCUAUCGCGCAUCGUGCUCUUUUUCAUUAUCUGCUGGUUUCCACUUUACACAAUCAACUGUGUGAUGGCGUUCUGUCCAAGAUGUAGGGUUCACGAUGUCCUGAUGAAUUUUUGCAUAAUCCUGUCGCACUUGAAUUCAGCUGGCAAUCCGUUGUUAUACGCUUAUCAUUUGAAGGACUUCCGUGCGGCACUUAAGAAUUUCAUGUGGAAGCUUUUAUUUCCGCACAGCGACGUGAAAUCCAGCGUGGUCAGCGUGAUUCACGAUCGUGGAUCUUUGGUUGGCUCUCAGAGACAAUUCCAGAGGCAAGUAGGGGGACUGCCAUCUUCGAGGGUAGCCAGACCGAAUUUAUUGCGGCAGGUAACCGAUAUGAAAUCAAGAGUGUCAUUCUCUAUUCCUCGAAACGUUUCAGUUCGAGAGAAAAACGUUGGAAACGCAUCGAGCUCUUCGAGCGAUAAACAGGAAAAUGACAAUGCGAGCCAAAACAGCAACGAACUGCAACAAAAUGAAAGUGACAAUUUCGGAAAUGUUAAAAUCGACUCGAGUGUCUCGAGAUCGUCGAUGGAAUUACAGACUUACAAACCUUUAAUACCGCUUCUUCCAGCAGAGGUAGAUCACGUCGAGGAGACUCCACCGGCAUCCAUCUUUGUUAUCGAAGUGGAUGUAAAUCACGUGGAGUCCGUUCAUGAAAAACUUGGCGAGGAAUUAACGGAAAAUAAGGAUAAAGGUUGAUGAAUCUUCCACACUUCUGAUCUUGAGCAAAUUCAUUAAAAUUGAAUCCUGAUUCAAUUUAAUCUAAAAAUCGGUGAAUAUUAAUUUCACUAUUGAUAAUAAACUACUAAUAACGAUAUAUAUGGUAAUUACUUUUUGCCAUAAAUUAUUGAAAUUGCAAAAUAAAGUUUCCCAGAUGUGACGUAUCUUUGAUGUUAGUGUAUUAUAGUUGUAUAUGUAUGAUAUUUUGAAUCCUGGUGUUAAUACUUCACACAAAAUACGAAAAAGCAUUAACUUUUAGUAAAAUAAUGAAUAUUUGAUUAAAUGUAUUUUGAGAUUACAUCUUAAUCGUAAUGGUGAACAAUGAUAAUUACAAAGAAUGUAUUUAAAAAAAUUUAACCUUACAACAACCAUUUUUCUUAUGAAUAACGAAUAAUUUCAAAAAUAAUAUACGUACAUUCUUAAAACAAAUUUCUUAAAAUAAAUUCAUUGUUAAUGGUAAUUAAUCAUUAAUAGAUAUAUAACAUAUUUGCAAGUACAUAUCUAUAAUGGGAAACAACGAUCUCAUAUAGGUUACAUUUCAUGAAUAUGUAAUUUGCAUGGAAAUUAUGUGAAACAUACAUUAAGAAUAGAAAUGUCAAUCUUCCAUAAAUAAAUUAUGUAGAUGAACAAGUCAAUAUUAGAAUUUUAAAACUAAGAAGUAAUAAUAAAACGAUCUGUACGUAAAUGUUCAUUCCACAUUCUGUGUAUCACGCGACAACCGAAAUAAAUGUUACGAAAAUAUCA